Fomitopsis serialis is the source of this 1014-nucleotide messenger RNA. RefSeq lists its product as uncharacterized. NCBI's taxonomy places the organism in Eukaryota, Fungi, Basidiomycota, Agaricomycetes, Polyporales, Fomitopsidaceae. The record is from RefSeq and is a predicted model, not a curated record. The transcript has 6 exons. Bases 1 to 1014 code for a protein of 337 amino acids.
AUGAUUGAACCGGCGAAGCCCGUCGUUUUCGUCGCCAAAGGCAGUCGGCAUCCGGCUUAUCCCUUGGAACGCGAUGAGGAUGUCCUAGAACCAGGAUGCUAUAUUUUGCGAUACAGACACCUGAGGCACCCUGCAGUACUAUCCAGCAACGUCACACAUCAAUCCUCCGACCCUACCAAUGCCGCGGACGCUAUGAGUCAGCGCCUGUCUCUUUCUACGAGGAUGUCUGGAAGCGAAGAUGAUGCGACGUCCGAUGUUGUUCGGGCCGUGCUUCCCACCGCAACUGCUGUUAUUCCCGGUCGUACGAGGGUAUCCGCCCGAUUGAGCCGUCUGUACGACGACGGCAUAGUCGAGAAUAGCGAUGAAACCGUCCCUAUGGACAUCGGCGCGACGUCAGACGCUACCAGGCCGUCGAUGUCGCCUCGCUUGACCAUUCGCGUACCUGGACGCCCAUACAACGGGCACACAGGAAGACAAUCGGACGAACAGAAGGAUGCUCUGCCGGUAUUAUCUGGAACGGCGAGGCAUGCUUCAUUGGAUGCCAAGCCAAGCUCGGAAGCCAAGGCAGGUUUGGACACUCAGGCUCAGGCAGGUAUCCACGGCGAGUUACUGCCAGAUGCCAAAGUGAGCUCAAGUGCUAGCGCAAAAGUCUCCCCAUUGUCUUUUGAGCACGCUAUUCGAUCGAGAGUCGAAAAGGUUCGCUGGUAUUUCUCGCACGGCGCGCCUCUUGAAGCUGUCCCUGUACCCCCGUCUGUCGCUCAGUUGAGCGACCUCUAUAUCCAUCGGGUAGGGACGGAGAUUCAAGUGUGGAUCCGUGUCGCGCCACCUGCUUGGGAGCAAGUAGAGGAAGGCCAUCCUCACCCGAACCUCAAAGGAUACGUGCUCCGCAUUCUGGAAACGGCGGAGCCGCGUUGGGUAACCGAGGACACCUGGCGUACCUAUGUUGGUCGCUGGAAGAAACAGGUGAUGUUGCAACCCGGCCGUACAGCUGUAAAGGCGUCGAGGAGCGCUUAG